This is a messenger RNA of Epinephelus lanceolatus (giant grouper), 1739 nucleotides long. Its product is annotated as 5-hydroxytryptamine receptor 3A-like. The record is from RefSeq and is a predicted model, not a curated record. Gene Ontology annotation, cellular component: membrane. NCBI's taxonomy places the organism in Eukaryota, Metazoa, Chordata, Actinopteri, Perciformes, Serranidae. Gene Ontology annotation, molecular function: transmembrane signaling receptor activity; extracellular ligand-gated monoatomic ion channel activity. Gene Ontology annotation, biological process: monoatomic ion transmembrane transport.
GUAUGUUUCUGUAUUUCAUACAUGUAAGAUCAUCUCUCUCUCAUUGUUGAUGCGUCUUGAUGUUUUUAGCCGUGCACAAGUCAUCUGAGACAGUGUGCAGUUAUCAGGAUGUUUUAAACUACCUGAACUUGACCAGAAACAAUGAGCUGUUCUUCAUGACCCGGCCUGUCAAAGACUACCAAAACCCCACACAGGUAUUCCUGGAGGUACUGCUGUAUGCCAUUCUAGAUGUGAGAGAGAUUGACCAGACAUUUGUUCCUUAUGUUUGGAUUUUCACGAAGUGGCAGAACGAACACAUUCACUGGGAUCCAAAUGACUUUUGUGGUAUUGAGGCUGUUUCUCUUCCCACCGAGGUUUUGUGGAAGCCAGAUAUAGCUAUUGAAGAAAUGACAGAAAAAGACAAAGCUCCUCCAAGUCCUCAUCUCACCAUCACUUUUACUGGUGAAGUCCAUGUUCAGGAUGACCAGGUGCUUGUCAGCACCUGCAGAAUGCACGUUUACAAAUUCCCCUUUGACAUUCAGAGCUGCAAACUCACCUUCAAGUCUGUCGUACAUUCUGAUGCAGAAAUACAGCUUGUUCGUCAUAUCAAUUCGUCACAGGUCACAGAGUGGUCUCGUGAGGUGAUGCGGACCCAGUAUGAGUGGCUGUUCAUCAACAUGACAGUCACCAACAAAACUGUCAACAUGUUUGACUUUCAACAAGACGUGAUGAUUUACACUAUCACCAUGAAGAGGCGGUCUCUUCUCUACAUUGUCAACUUCUUACUGCCCAUCCUGUUCUUCUUCUGUCUGGACUUGGCUUCCUUCCUGAUCUCAGACAGCGGGGGCGAGAAGCUCAGCUUCAAGGUCACUGUGCUGCUUGCUGUCACUGUGAUGCAGCUUAUUCUCAAUGAAAUUCUGCCUUCCUCUUCAGACAGGAUUCCACUUAUAGUGGUCUACUGCAUUGGAAUUUUUGCUCUUAUGAUGCUGAGCCUCCUGGAGACAAUUUUGGUGAUGUAUCUGAUGGAGAAAGACUCUUCAUACCAAGACAACGAGUGCAGUGAGGACAACAAAUGGACUCCCAGUGAUGCGUCUGUUGAUGAAACUCCAAUUAAACUGCUCAAGGGUAGUAGCAGCCAAAUGACAGAGGAGUCCCAUGCCUCAGAUGAGCUGAGGGAGGUGGUUAAAAUGCUGGCUGUGCUCCUCAACAGCAGGAAGGAAGAAGGAAAGCCCAGCUACUGGACCAGAGUGGCUAAAACAAUCAACAAAGUUUUCUUCAUUUUCUAUGUCAUAGCUGCAGGUCUGUUUUUAGUCUAUAUGUUUUUCCACUGGACUGAUGCACACGAUAAUGGUGCAACACGAGGACACAUAUAAUUGAGAUAUGGUUCUCUUUGCAGGUACAAGCAAGACUUACUAUCAUACAAAAUUUUAACUUUCAGUAGAAACCCUUCCCUGUGUAUCUGACAUGCACAAAUGUAUAUGUGACUCCACGGCGGGUUAAUGCAUUUUUGAUGAUUGAUCAUUCCUGCAUCAUAAGAACUUUGCAGUGAGUAGUGUUUGCAUGUUUUACACACUGCUACAUAUCUAACACAUAUACUUCGUAUAAUCAGUAAAAAUCUGCUUGUAUGCCAUCAAAUUGUUGCUCUAAAUGCCUUCGAUAUGUGCAAUUCAAAAUCACACUGAAAAUCAAAGUAAAACAUUGAAAUCACAAGCUGAUCCAACUGUGUGAAUUUUCUCAAGGCAACUCAUGAUGUGACUCAG